AUGAAGAUCUCAAUCAUCCUUACCACAGCAUUCAUCAGCCUUGGUCUUGCCAGCCCGGCUUUUCAUGCGUCACCGGACAAGCGCGCAGAUUGCUCGUUCAAAUCCCUCACCGACGCCAAAAACGCCCUGGCGAAAAAUGAUCUUCAAGCUGCCAGCGAUGCACUCGAUAGACUGGCCAACGACAGGGCCUUUUGCCCUACCGCUGCUAGAAAUCUUAACAAAAAAGAAAUAAAAAGGCUCAAGGAGACACUGGCCAAAAAGAAGAAGUCCGCUGGCUGGAAGCAAACUGGUGACUGGUACUGCCCUACAUGGGCGAAAGUUGGUAGUGUGAAUUGUUACUGGACAGGUAUUGUUCACGAUAACAAGCCUGAGCCUGAGUGUAAAGGCCAUUGGGUGAAGCAACGCGCUGGAUACUUUUGCGAAAAGUAG
Messenger RNA from Pochonia chlamydosporia 170, 429 nucleotides. RefSeq lists its product as hypothetical. The coding region runs from base 1 to 429 and encodes 142 amino acids. Lineage: Eukaryota; Fungi; Ascomycota; Sordariomycetes; Hypocreales; Clavicipitaceae. The transcript has a single exon. The record is from RefSeq and is a predicted model, not a curated record.